AUGACUGAAUUUCACAAAAUAUAUUGGUGUUAACCUAUCUGGUAAUAAUAAUUUAGUUUAGAUUAGAAUCUACUUAUUUGGUAGAUUGAUAAAUCUAAAAUAUUUAUUCUGAAUUUGGAAAAAAUUAGUAAAUAGAAAUAAUUACCAUUUUAAUCAGAUUCAAAGAUUCAAUCAAGAACGAUUAUACUUUCAACAAAAUUCCUUAUAAGAAGCAAUCCAUUAGAAUCAUAUUCUCUUAAUAUCUGGUCAAUUGAAAACAAUAAAAAAUAGCUAAUUUAUAUUGUGAUGAAAAAAAUAUUAAAAUUUUAUCAAUGA
Molecule: messenger RNA, 315 nt
Organism: Paramecium pentaurelia
Lineage: Eukaryota; Ciliophora; Oligohymenophorea; Peniculida; Parameciidae
Source: the annotation of a GenBank genome assembly